Messenger RNA from Actinia tenebrosa (Australian red waratah sea anemone), 1847 nucleotides. RefSeq lists its product as uncharacterized. Gene Ontology annotation, cellular component: membrane. Gene Ontology annotation, molecular function: extracellular ligand-gated monoatomic ion channel activity. Lineage: Eukaryota; Metazoa; Cnidaria; Anthozoa; Actiniaria; Actiniidae. Gene Ontology annotation, biological process: monoatomic ion transport. The record is from RefSeq and is a predicted model, not a curated record.
AAUCGACUAUUAAAGAUCUUCAAUCAGUUCUGUUCAGUUGAGUGUCUUUUAAAACGUUUGUUCGCCAUAAUGAAGCUCGUUUAUUUUGUCCUUUUAUUUAUCUCUCUCUACCAUUCCUCAGGUGAAAUAUGGGUCCCUGAUGUGGGCUUGCUGAACAACGCCGACGAAACCAUAUCAGUCGCUGGAGGCAGAAAUAAGUUUCAAACCAAUGUUAUUGUAAGAGACGGUGGCCAAUGUAUCUGGAGGUCCCCCGCCAUCUUUACAAGUGAUUGUGAAAUCAGUGUAGAAUACUGGCCUUUUGAUACUCAGAAAUGCCAAAUGAAGUUCUCUUCUUUUACCAUGACGAAACGAGCCCUUGCUCUGAAGCUACAAAGUCAAAGAACUAAUUCCAAAGCAGACCAGUUUAUAACCAGCGGUGACUGGACUGUCCAGACGAUCGACGUUUUGAGAAAAGAAGAUUUAUCAAGCUGUUGUUCUGAUGCUUUCAGCGUGGUUGGGUUUGAGCUGAUUCUUAAACGAAAGCCCAUGUACUUCGUACUGAAUCUCCUUAUACCGAGUGCUAUUUUGUGUCUUUUAUCUCUUUUGAGCUUCAUAAUUCCAAGCGAAAGUGGAGAGAGAAUUGGUUUCAUUACCACCAUUAUGCUCGCCAUGUCGGUGUAUUUGCUCAUAAUCGCUGACGUUCUACCAGAAACGUCUAAACAGAUCCCUAUCACAGGUCUUCUGUUCAUCGUUGCCAUAACAGAGAAUGCAGUUAUUCUUAUAGAAACAAUCAUUGUCCUGAGAUGCUUUCACGGCACUGGAGAACCCCCAGCUUGGCUGCAAAGAUUCUACUGUUGCUGUUGUCCAUGCCUUGGGAAAAAACCGCCUUCUACAAAAUCACGCCCCCAAAAAUCAAUCUCGCAGAGUAAUCUCUACGUGAACGAAGUCGCGUUAAAGGAAUUGGAUGCCCCACCUCACAUCCCUGCUAUCUUUGAGCAAAAUGAUUCGCAGGAAUUUGAAAGUCCAACUUGGCAAGACAUUUCUAUCCUUCUCAAUCAGCUUUUCUUUAUCUUAAGUAUCAUAAUGGUUGCAGCAACAUACGCCGCUAUUUAUCUCAAUGCUGCUAUGGAUUAAGAUCAACGCUUUUGGGUAAAUUUGUAGGGGAGGGGCAGGGGUUUAAGCGCUGGAUUUUACGCAUUUUAUACGCAUGUAUGCGCACAUAUAAGCAUUUUCAUUACAGUCAAAAAAAGUAUAUAUUUUUAUUGUGUAAACGUUAAUCAAUUUUUGUUGAGAAACCAAGUCAAUAUAUUGAAGUAUUAUUGUCUCUAUUUCAACGACAAGGAAUUUAGAAUCCAGUACGAUAAAGAAAUUGUYUUGUCCUCCUUAUAAACCUUCCUUCUUCAGUCUUUCUUCUGCUAGUCAGUUUCCUCGAGAAACAAACGACUUUCUGGUUUAUGUCUUUAAUAUAUAAUAAUAAUAUUAAUUAUUUUACAUGUAGUUUAGCACUCAGUAAUAGAGUGAAAUUAUUUAAACUUGAAAUGAAAAAAUACCAGUCAACGUGUAAUAGGCACUAAUGAAAACAAUGGAAUUAGGUCCUACCAAUGUAUAUUAGUCUAAAAUCUAUUUCAUGGGUUUAGUGAUUUCAUUCUACUUACCGUAUUUAAAGUAAUUUUCAUUAACCCGUGAAACAAAGUGUACUAUUUAUUAGCGUGUAAUAGUCAGAAUAACACAAAACAGAAAACGAGACAAGUAGAGUGUAAUAGUGCCAAGAGAAUAUGAAAUAAGAGAAGGAAUCCUACCCAUAUAGCCUUGUAACCAUCAUGUGCACAAUUUGUUGCUAUUUUUACCUUGGAGACAUUUUAAGCGAA